Hemiscyllium ocellatum (epaulette shark) is the source of this 2334-nucleotide messenger RNA. Its product is annotated as gastrula zinc finger protein XlCGF26.1-like. The transcript is spliced from 3 exons. The coding region runs from base 591 to 1907 and encodes 438 amino acids. Gene Ontology annotation, molecular function: DNA-binding transcription activator activity, RNA polymerase II-specific; RNA polymerase II cis-regulatory region sequence-specific DNA binding. The record is from RefSeq and is a predicted model, not a curated record. NCBI's taxonomy places the organism in Eukaryota, Metazoa, Chordata, Chondrichthyes, Orectolobiformes, Hemiscylliidae. Gene Ontology annotation, biological process: regulation of transcription by RNA polymerase II. Gene Ontology annotation, cellular component: nucleus.
GCAUGUGCAGUGUAGCUCCCGCAGCGGGACGGCGGCCGAAGGAACAAGGACCGAAACCGCUGGGUCCAGCAGCGCGUUCCGGGUCCGGGGAUCCUUCUUCAGAACACGGACAGGUCUCAGAGACAUCCCGGGGGAGGUCACCAGGCCCAAGCGCCAAGACCUGGCUCCUGCUCCCGGGGAGAGGAGAUGGCGAGACAGGAGUAUUGGAAAAUCUGAAGACGGAAGUUUCAAGGUCAACAGAUGAAGGGCUUAUGCCCAAAACGUUGACUCUCCUGCUCCUCGGAUGCUGCCUGACCUGCUGUGCUUUUCCAGCGCUGCAAUUUUCGACUCUGACUCUCCAGCAUCUACAGUCUUCACUUUGAUGUCAAUGUCUGACAGUCACUCAGUCCAUCGGGACCGCAACAGUUUUCAACUAUGAGUCUGUGAGAAGGAGGAAAGCUUUUUGGUUCUCAUUUGAGUACGUUUUCAGCAUCAGUGGGAUUGGAUGAGAGACCCAACUGUUGCAGCGCACUGAAUGAGGAGUGUGUAGCAGCUAUACGGCCUGGAAAGAGGAAUUCACGACGUGUUUGUGCGCGACUGAAGCUUUGGCCAUGGAGAAACCCGAGGAAUCCCGCCCCGUGGAGAAACCAUGGAAGUGUGGUGACUGUGGGAAAGGCUUCCGUGCUCCGUCUGCCUUGGAGAUUCGUCGGCGCAGUCACACCGGAGAGGGGCCGUUCUUCUGCCCUGAGUGCAGGAAGGCCUUCAGCAAUUCCUCCGCCCUGCAGGCCCACCAGCAGCUCCACACAGGGGAGAGGCCGUUCCCCUGCACUGAGUGCGGGAAGAUCUUUAGCAAUUCCUCCAUCCUGCUGAAGCACCGGCGGGUACACACAGGGGAGAGACCCUUCAGCUGCCCUGAGUGCGGGAAGGCCUUUACACAGGCGUCCAUCCUGCUGACCCACCGGCGGAUCCACACUGGGGAGAGGCCGUUCUCCUGCCCCGAGUGUGGGAAGGGAUUUAGUCAGGUGGGCAACUUGCAUGUGCACCAGCGGGUCCACACUGGGGAGAAGCCCUUCACGUGCCCUGAAUGCGGGAAGGCCUUCAGCUAUUCCUCGGACCUGCUGAAGCAUCAGCGCGUCCACACCGGGGAGAGGCCCUUCAGUUGCCCCGAGUGCGGGAAAGCCUUCAGCGAUUCCUCCGACCUGCUGAAGCACCGAAGGGUCCACACGGGGCAGAUGCCCUUCAGCUGCCCCGAGUGCAGGAAGGCCUUUAGCGAUUCCUCUGCCCUGGUGAAGCAUCGGCGAGUGCACACGGGGGCGAGGCCCUUCAGCUGCCCCGAGUGCGGGAAAAGCUUUGCCCGGGCCUCCAACCUGCUGACCCACCGGCGGAUCCACACGGGGGAGAGGCCCUUCAGCUGCCUCGAAUGCGGGAAGGGCUUCACCCGCUCUUCCCACCUCCGGAGCCACCAGCGAGUUCAUCGGCACAUCCACACAGGGGAGAAGCCGUUCUCCUGCCCUGAAUGCGGUAAGGGCUUUACCCAGGACUCUACCAUGCUGACCCACUGGCGUAUCCACACAGGGGAGCGGCCCUUCAACUGCCCCGAGUGUGGGAAAGCCUUCAGGAAUUCUUCGAACCUGCUCAGGCACCAGCGGCUCCACACUGGGGAAAGGCCCUUCAGCUGCCCCGAGUGCGGGAAGGCCUUUGUCCGGGCCUCCCACCUCCUGACCCACCAGCGGGUCCACACAGGGCAGAGGCCCUUCAGCUGUCCUGAGUGUGGGAAGAGAUUUACCCAGGCCUCCAACUUGCGGACCCACCAGCGAGUCCACACAGAGGAAAGGCCCUUCAGCUGCCCCGAGUGCUGGAAAGGCUUCACCUGCUCCUCCCGCCUGCGGAGGCACCAGCGAGUUCACGUGCCAUCGCAGGGGGAUUGAAGGAGCGACGGCCAAGUGCCAUUAUCGACUGGACUGUCAACCCGGUUCCAGGGACUCCGGGGUUUGCAUCCCGCCCCGACAGAUGGCAGAACUGGUAUUCGGUCAGAAAUCUGGAGUGCAGAAUCUAACAGUGAAACCAUUUUCGGGGGUUGGGGGUGGAGAAACCCCCAUCUGAUUCACUCACGUCCUUUUUAGGGAAGGAAACUGCCGUUGUGGGAAAGGAUUCACUCAGUCGUCCCAGCUGCAUCCUUUACCCGGUCUGGCCUACACGUGACUCCAGACCCACAGCAGUCUGGUUGACUCUACACUGCCCUCCACCCGACUGGCAAAUGCAUGGAGAGAAAUUUACUUGGAGACAAGGUAUGGGUUGAAAUUGGUGAGUGAGGCAGUAUUUCCUAUGGGUUACGGCUGUAGCAAGGACCCAAUU